Messenger RNA from Asterias rubens (European starfish), 1803 nucleotides. Its product is annotated as calcineurin B homologous protein 1-like. NCBI's taxonomy places the organism in Eukaryota, Metazoa, Echinodermata, Asteroidea, Forcipulatida, Asteriidae. Gene Ontology annotation, molecular function: calcium ion binding. The transcript has 5 exons. The coding region runs from base 9 to 581 and encodes 190 amino acids. The record is from RefSeq and is a predicted model, not a curated record.
CUGACAAGAUGGGCUCCAAGACGUCAACCCUUCUUCAAAAGGAGGAAAUAGAUGACAUUCAGAAAGAAACAGGGUUUUCAAAAAGACAAAUUGUUCGACUUUACAGUCGAUUUGAAAGCCUGGACAAAAGUGACAAUGGUGCCCUAAGUCGAGAAGAUCUUCUAAGAAUUCCUGAGCUGGCCAUCAACCCACUCGGUGACCGCAUCAUUCACGCCUUCUUCAUGGACAGCCCUGACAGUAAAAUCAACUUCAGACAAUUCAUGAGGACACUGUCACUGUUCCGACCAAUCAAGACCCAUGAUUGUGAGACUGCCUGCAACAGCAGAGAUAACAAAUUGAAAUUUGCCUUCCGUAUGUAUGACUUGGACAACAGUGGUGCUGUGACGAGAGAUGAACUGUUGGUUAUUCUUCAAAUGAUGGUGGGAUCUAAUAUAACUGAAGAGCAACUCGGAUCUAUUGCAGAUAGAACCAUCGCUGAGGCAGACGAAGAUGCCACUGGUGCUAUUACAUAUGAAAACUUUGCAAAGGCUCUUGGGAGAUCAGAUGUGGAGCAAAUGAUGAGCAUUCGGUUCCUGAAUUGACAACUUGGCCUUCCUCGCUCUCCUUUCCUGGUAUCCCAAAUGUUUUUGUAGCAUCUUUUGAAUUGCAAUCUAAGUAUACAACAACAGAGUAUGAAUUAUUUACAAAGAAAAUAAAACACUUGAAAUAAACCUAACUAAUAUAGUAUUAAUACACCAUUGAUCUAGUUUACUAUUCUGGAGGAACUGGAAAUUAUAAUGUCCCUGUUCAUCAGGCAUAAACAUAGCUACCAACUUUCGCUGAUUCUGCAGAAAGUUCCCUGAAAAUAAACUCAUCUUUCCAUGUUUUGAUGAACAAAUUUGAAAAGCUCUCUGAUUCUUGAAAAUUUGUCUCUAUUAUGUUGAAUGUCAGUCUAAAUAUUUCUUUGAGAGUUGUACGUAAUCUCUCUGAUUGCAAGAUGCUAAUGGUGGCAGCUCUGAGUUACUUUUGACAAUUCCUCAAGAUUUCCUUUGACACUGUUGUUCGGAGAGCAGUGUUCAUUUCAAAUCUUGAUGUUAUAUCUGUAGCUUUUGCACAUAUUUUAAAGGGAAAUUCUCUUUUCGUUUUUGUGAGAGUAUAUCAAUUUUUAUCCUGUAGUUUUCAAUUAACACACAAUACCAACCAGUGAAAAUGUCAUACAAUUCAUUGGGAAAUUUUCAGAGGAGACACAAAAUGUGACUUGCAGGUCACAAUUAGAUUUUCUCAACUUCUGCAUUAUAAUUUGUUUUUCUCAUUCUGUAGUUUGUCUGAAAGCAUCUCAUCAUUUAUAUUGAAGAACUUUGAACUCUGGGUGGCAGCAGACUCACCUGGUAUAAGUCCUUUCUUCCUUCAUUCCUUUCUUUCAUUCAUUCCUUCAUUCAUUUCUGGGCACAAUAGCUUUAUAUGGAAAGUCUGUUGCUACCUCUUGUCCCCUAAAGUCUCCCUUGGUAUAAUAUCGUGCCGAAGACAUUACCUGGGCUCGAUAUCAUUAAGCUGUUUAUGCAUAAAUUGUUUUGCUAAGCAAAGAUUGUGUGAAGCACUAGUUGAAACAAUGUGAAACUUUGUGGAAUGUUGGCUGGUAACUUGUAUAUUAUUUUGUGAUUUCCUUUAUAACAAUAUUAAUAGUAAUAUUGAGCAGUCUGGUUGUCUUAUUUGUAUGUAAUAAUUUGCUUCACUAUGUAAAUUUAUCUGUAAAGAGCAUAUCUAUUUUUUAACUUGAAAUUUAAAAUAUUUAUAUCCAGAUGAUUAACAAUAUGCAUCACAGAA